AUGCAGAAACUCCUUGAUCAAGAAGGUCAAGAAGCUACAAUAGCAAUUCAUCACUUUGUGAUUCAUCAGAUUCUGACAUUGACAACAACCUUUUCAGAGCCAAUGCUGUGUCCUGAAACUCUUAUUUUAACUGAUUAUCAAGCCAAAUGUCCCAAGUUGCAUGAACUUAAAAAAGCAUGCAUCAACGGAAUAAUAGAAUACAAUAGAACACAAUCAAGCUUAAUUGCAUCACAAAAAUGUUUAGAACUUCAUCAUAUAAAAUAUCAAGAUGAACCAAUUCCUUUAAUAUAUCAGCCAAGAGAUGCACACAAGCAAAAAUGUCUUGUUUCAAUUUCUGGCUCAUCCGAAAUACAGGAAUUAGAUCUUAGUUAUGCUAUGACAAUACAUACUAGUCAAGGAAUGACUCUCAAGGCUCCACAAUGUGUUGGGGUCAUUGAUGAACAUUUGGCUUGGGAUGAUUUAAUAUAUCUUGCAAUGG
Entrophospora candida is the source of this 478-nucleotide messenger RNA. Lineage: Eukaryota; Fungi; Glomeromycota; Glomeromycetes; Entrophosporales; Entrophosporaceae. The record is from the annotation of a GenBank genome assembly.